Molecule: messenger RNA, 1406 nt
Organism: Arabidopsis lyrata subsp. lyrata
Lineage: Eukaryota; Viridiplantae; Streptophyta; Magnoliopsida; Brassicales; Brassicaceae
Exons: 3
Coding region: 541-1293 (250 amino acids)
Source: RefSeq, a predicted model, not a curated record
CUAACUUGUGUAACAAAACUGUUUACACAUUUUAAAUUUAACAUGAUCCUUCACAAACCACUCUUGAAGUUAUUGUGUUGGUAAAAUAGCUACAAAAAUCAUGUGAUGUGGAGUCCAAAACUACUAGUUAGUGAAAAACGACAAGAAUAAAAUUGCACUAGUCAUGUGCUUAAGAAUUUGCCGUUUCCUUAAAGAAACUUGCAGACAAACAAAUGACUUAGCUGUAUGAAUUAAUCUCAUAUGUACCCUUUAGCCCCACACAAAACAAAAGUCAAUAGAAUUGAUGGUAAAUAAGUAAAUUUACCAACUAAUUGCUCUAAAUAACGCUUACCCGUUACCACCAAUCGUGGUCCUCUUCUGCUCGUACACACUCUUUUUAUAUAGUCUCUUUCUUUCACAUAAAAGAGAAAGCGAAAAGAAAGUGUUCAAGAGCUUGAAUUAUCAAAAUAUGUAAAAUCUGCUCUUGGAUUUCGGAUUCUCCUGCAAACGUGAAGACUAAAAGUUCACAUUCUAAUUAUUUGUGCUUUGAAUCGGUGAAAGAUGAUUCAAAUGGACGGUGGUGAUAGGCUAAGAGUGACUUUAUUAGAUCGUAUGUCAACAGUGGAGACUAGCCGGAGCUGUUUAACUCUUGAAGCUAUUCUAAUGGCUGAUAAAAACAGAACCUCGCCGCAGAUUCUCUCACCGCCACCGUCUAGGAACCAAUCUAACCGGUCACUUCUUGAAGUAAUGCAAAGAGAGCACCGACACAGUCGAGACAAAACCGCUUGGAAAAGUCUCCGUGAAAAGCUCCGUCUUAAACGUAACGCUACUGUUUGGAUCUCGUCUAAUUCUAUCCCGACUUUGGAUACGCCUAUUCCUAACCGGGAUAACGUUAGCCACCAACUUGGUUUCCUCCUUUCCAACUCAAACAUAACGGAGGAAGCUUCUUCGACGGAGGGAAGGAUUCGGUUAGGAGCUGUGUUGGCAGAGGAGAGAGCGUUAUCGGCUAGAGAAGAGGAAACGCCGGCGGAGAGGGGAGUGGAGCCGGCGAGGAUGUCAUUGAUGGAGUUGUUGGAAGAGAAUGAAGGGCAAAUGAGUUUGGUAAAUGUUGAUGGAGAGGCGGAGGAGGAGGUGGCGGUGACGGUGACGGCGGCGGAGAUAAGUUGUUGUGUGUGUAUGGUUAGAAGCAAAGGAGCUGCGUUUAUUCCGUGUGGUCAUACGUUUUGUAGGUUGUGUUCUAGAGAGCUUUGGGUUCAAAGAGGAAACUGUCCUCUCUGUAAUACCACAAUUUUAGAAGUUCUUGAUCUUUUUUAGACUUUUCAGUUUAAUUAUCUUAGUUUAUCAUAAUCAGGUUGUUUCCUUUGUUGUUGUAAUGUCUGGUUGAAUAUUGAUGAGAAAUCCUUUUGUAGAAAUUACUUUCUUUCUCA